CUCGAACAAUUUGGUUAUAUGUCAAGCGCUAAAUCAUUUAAAUUACACAGUAGCUCUGAGAGGACAGAGGCUUUAAAGUCCUUUCAGAAGUUUAACAAUCUGCCUAUAACGGGAAAACUGGAUCAAGACACCGUACACAAGAUGAACACACCAAGAUGUGGUGUUCCGGAUAUGGAGCCCAGUUCAGAUGGUUUACCGAAACCAUAUAAAUUAGGGCCAAAAUGGACGAAAAAGAAUUUGAGUUGGAGAGUUACUAAUUUUAGUGAUCGUUUGUCGGAUUCGACUGUAAAGUCUGAAAUAGCUAGAGCACUUAAAGCCUGGUCGGACGUGGCAGAUUUGUCCUUUACAGAAGUUAGUUCCGGGGAGGAUAUUGAAAUCAAAUUUGUGACAGGUUCUCAUAAUGAUGGUAAUCCCUUCGAUGGCGAAGGAGGUGUGCUUGCUCAUGCAUUUUAUCCCCAAACUGGCGAUGCCCACUUUGACGACGCCGAACUUUGGGUUGUCAAUAAAACCGGUAUAGAUCUGUUCAUUGUUGCUGCACACGAAUUCGGACAUUCUCUUGGCCUUGCCCAUUCACAAAAUGAUGAUGCAUUGAUGGCACCGAAUUACUCUGGGUAUAUACCAAACUACCAACUUCAUCCAGACGACAUAGCCGGCAUACGUGUUCAGUACGGAGAACAACAAACUCCUCCAGUCACUGAUCCGCCAGCCACUGAUCCUCCAGCCACUGAUCCUCCGGCCACUGAUCCUCCAGCCACUGAUCCUCCGGCCACUGAUCCUCCAGCCACUGAUCCUCCGGCCACUGAUCAUCCGGCCACUGAUCCUCCGGCCACUGAUCCUCCGGCCACUGAUCCUCCAGCCACUGAUCCUCCAAUACCUACUCCAGCAGUAACAGUAACGCCGCCUCCUGUGGACAACAGACCGGAAUUGUGCUUUAAUGGUUAUGAAGCUACAAUUAAAAAUACAAAUGGGGAGUAUUUGUUUUUCGUUAAACCAAAACACGUAAUGAUGAUGACUGCUGCAAAUGGACUAUAUAGAACUGAAAAAACAAAAAAAGUUUUUAAAAAAUCUCCAAGGAAGGUGGAAGGUGCUUUUAUUCUACCGGAUACGAAUAACAUAUAUCUGAUAAAAGGCAAAAAAUUGUAUGAAUUCGACUCUGAAGGAACACGUACAAGGGUGCUGAAAAUUAAAAAAGAAAAAGGUAGAAAGAGAUUGCCAGAGAAAACACGUGCCGCAUUUGCUGUUAGCGAAAACCAGGUGUAUAUGUUAGGUGAUAGUAUGGUAUGGCAAUUAGAUUUGUCAACCCUAACCAUCAGUUCUGAAUCGAUCAAACUAAUAUCAGAAGAGUUCCCUGGAUUACCCUCUGGGACUGAAGCAGCAAUGCUGUACGACACUCAGACAGUUUAUUUCUUCCAAUCUAACAUGUAUUAUAGUUUUGAUUUACAAACAAACACUUUAAAUGGUGGACCUUACGAUGCUGCUGCUGAAUUCAUAAAGAACGACUGUGAAGUACAAUAGUUAACUUAACAUAGAAUCAUGGCGAAAACUAGAUUGUGGGAAAAAAAAUAUACGUUUUGUGAUUACCAGAAGACCAGACUUUUUUUUAGUCCGUCCGGUGUUUCGUAUUUAACGUAGAAUAUGACAUUUGUAAAUAGAUAUUUUUUUUUAUUAAAAUAGGUUUACAUUUCGUA
Molecule: messenger RNA, 1688 nt
Organism: Mytilus trossulus (common blue mussel)
Lineage: Eukaryota; Metazoa; Mollusca; Bivalvia; Mytilida; Mytilidae
Product: stromelysin-2-like
Exons: 10
Coding region: 19-1515 (498 amino acids)
Biological process (GO): proteolysis; extracellular matrix organization; collagen catabolic process
Cellular component (GO): extracellular matrix
Molecular function (GO): metalloendopeptidase activity; zinc ion binding
Source: RefSeq, a predicted model, not a curated record